AACGUGACAUUGGCGGAAUUGUGUAAAUGCAAAUAGGCCAUGAAUUAAAAAAGAAGAAGAAGAAGAAGACAUUUGACGUUAGUACAAUUAUAAUGUAUUUGACAGCAUUGUUUAAAUUCUCUAUGAGAUUUGAGAAAUUAUUUUGUUUCAAUAAUAAUUAAAAUGGUUACGACAUUCGCUCCAGAUGAAAUCGGCUUGGUAGAUAAAUCACCAUGUGCCAAUAUCAGAGCAGAUCUAAAGAUAUGUUUAUUGAAUAGUGAUUGCUGUAAAAAGAAUAAAAUGACUCCACGGGAAUGUCUUCGAGAUGGUAAUAUACCGGAAGAGUGUAUUCAACUACGACGAACAUUCUUUGAAUGCAAAAGAUCACUACUUGAUAAUAGAAGAAGAUUCCGUGGUCAUAGGGGUUACUGAUGUGAGUUAAUUUAUAAAACUAGUUGAGCACAAAUUAGACUGAUGAGUUUAUUUUAAAAAUAAUUACUAAUGUACCUAAGGUAAAUUAUUAUAAUUUGUUGCAUUAAAUAUUUUACUAUUUAAAUAGUUGUUUAUCAUUUUCUUCAUGAUUUUUGACGAA
Messenger RNA from Diatraea saccharalis (sugarcane borer), 571 nucleotides. The record is from the annotation of a GenBank genome assembly. NCBI's taxonomy places the organism in Eukaryota, Metazoa, Arthropoda, Insecta, Lepidoptera, Crambidae.